Penicillium griseofulvum is the source of this 630-nucleotide messenger RNA. RefSeq names its product putative RAS small monomeric GTPase. The coding region runs from base 1 to 630 and encodes 209 amino acids. Lineage: Eukaryota; Fungi; Ascomycota; Eurotiomycetes; Eurotiales; Aspergillaceae. Gene Ontology annotation, biological process: signal transduction. Gene Ontology annotation, cellular component: plasma membrane. The transcript has 4 exons. The record is from RefSeq and is a predicted model, not a curated record. Gene Ontology annotation, molecular function: GDP binding; GTP binding; GTPase activity.
AUGGACAAGAUCUCAAUCACCAUCUGCGGCGAUGGUGGAUGCGAGGAUUCCUACACCGUCACCCGCAAUGUCGAUGGUCACCCCUACGUCCUUUCCAUCACCGAUACCGCAGGCCAGGAGGAGUACCGUGGGCUAUGGAGUGCCUCGACCCUAAAUUCGGAUGCCUUCCUCCUGGUUUAUGAUAUCACGAACCCCUCGAGUCUUGAAACGCUAGAUCAUUUCAUGGACAUGAUCCAUAAGGAGACCGAACAACGCGUCGAGGACAAUCAGCGACUACUCCAGGAGUCGAAGAAGAAAACUGGAGUAGGUAUAGGUCAACUGGGCCUCCCGCCGCCAGUUAAAAUCGUUGCCGGCAACAAAUGCGAUCUCAAGGAUGAUCGCGUGGUGACAUCCCGCGACGGACUUGAGUAUGCACGCAAACACGGUUGCGGGUUUAUGGAGACCAGUGCUCGCCAGACGGUCAACAUUGAGGAGACUUUUGCACAUCUAGUCCGUCGCGUUGUCGAAGCUCGCCGUCUUCAAAGCCGAGACGGUGCGCUUUCUCCCCAGCACCCGAUCCCGUCGAAGUCGCGCGUGGGAGUUUAUCAACCGGAAGACAACGGAACCAACCGAAGGUCAGGAACGAAGUGA